Messenger RNA from Monopterus albus (swamp eel), 1654 nucleotides. It is a transcript of the gene lrrc38b, whose product is annotated as leucine rich repeat containing 38b. Lineage: Eukaryota; Metazoa; Chordata; Actinopteri; Synbranchiformes; Synbranchidae. The annotation marks the transcript as partial. The record is from RefSeq and is a predicted model, not a curated record. Gene Ontology annotation, molecular function: potassium channel activator activity; voltage-gated potassium channel activity; transmembrane transporter binding. The transcript has 2 exons. Gene Ontology annotation, cellular component: voltage-gated potassium channel complex.
UGUGUCUGCUGGCACCAGUCUAUCCUCAUCUUGCUGUCCUCUGUCUUAUGGACCUGGGGGGAAAACUGCCCAGCAACCUGCCUGUGCCCAGAUCCUCAUACUGUGGACUGUAGCGGCCGUGGGCUGACCCAUCUACCCGAUGAGAUCCCCUUGGAUGUGCGCAGGCUUUUGCUGGCUGACAACUGGAUACUCCGCAUCCCCUCAGAUUUCCUGGUUCUGUACAGUGACUUGGUCUACUUGGACCUCCGGAACAACUCCCUCUCCCACAUAGAACCGGGGACACUUAGCAGCUCCUCCAGGCUGGUGUUCCUGGACCUGGGCAGCAACAAUCUGACUGAAAUCCCAAAGGGGACGUUUGGUGAGUCCCGUAGCCUGAUCAAACUACGGCUAGGCAACAACCCAUAUCUGAGCAUGGUGAGUGAGGAUGCUUUUCUGGGCCUCACUUCUCUGAGGGAACUGGAACUGGAGCGCAAUGCACUGUCUACCCUAAAGGUGGGAGCGUUGAGUCAGUUGCCCUCCCUGCGGGUGGUGAGGCUAGAGGGCAACCCUUGGGUGUGCAACUGCAACUUUGCCAGCCUGUUCACAUGGCUGAUGGACAACAGUCACAAGCUUCCAAAUGGAGUGGAAGGCAUGGAGUGCUCCCUCCCCAUGGAUGGCAGACGCAUAUCUCUGGCCCAGCUUUCAAAGGACAGCUUUCGUGAGUGCCAGGCCACGCUAACUCUAACAGAUCUGCUCAUCAUCAUUUUCUCUGGCAUCUCAGUGUCUGUGGUGGCCAUCAUGACAAGCUUCUUUCUGGCCUCAACUGUUCAUUGCUUCCAGCGCUGGAGUAAAGGUACCAAGGGGGAUGAGGAGGAGAGUGAGGAGUGACAAGGAUGUACCUUUAAGGGCCUGGGUGGUUCUGGUACUUCAAACAAUACAAGGACACAGCAGACUGUGUGUGCGUGACAUGUGGCAAGCUUCCUCCCUGGUGAAUAUGCAGGACUGUUUAAGGGUAGGACCUUCUGCCAGUGGCACAGGUGAAGUUAUCUUUGCACAUGGACAUUUGAAAUAUGGUAACAAAGGACGUUCCCAAGGUAUAAGCCAAAGUCCCAGUAAAAAUUUAUGUGUUCCCUGCCCCACUCAAGAGAGUUUGUAUUUUUGGCUAAUGGCUUCUAGCACAGUGUUACAGGCCUACACAAAUAUAGUAAGGCUAACACCUUUUAUUAAGUGUUGCGGCAGUGCUGUCUCGUUAGUCUUAGACAAGCCAAUAAUUAAAUAACGUCUGAUAUCAUGGACAUCAAACUGAGUCUAAAGUUCUGUCAAGUGUCAUGACAGUUAGCAUUGCCUUUUAGAUGAUUUUCACUGGGAAUUUAUCUGUGUAAGGCACUUAGGUUGAUCCCAUAAAAAAGGGAUGCCAUAUCAACCAGCAACCUCAGUAUUUAACUGGAUCAUGAAUCAUGAUAUGCUGGCAUAUCCUGCCAUUUACAAUGUCAUUUUUUGGACAGCCUCACCCACUGACUUUCGAAAAUGGUUCGCAAGUACUGGUGUUCCUUCUGCAUGUGAAGUUAGACAGUGACAAAAGUGUCAGUCAAACAGGAAGGAUUUGGACAAUGGUCUACACGCUUUUUUAGCAGUAUAGUCAUUAUAUAAUCACAAAUUAAUGUACAAAAGAAAA